Molecule: messenger RNA, 624 nt
Organism: Macrobrachium nipponense
Lineage: Eukaryota; Metazoa; Arthropoda; Malacostraca; Decapoda; Palaemonidae
Exons: 1
Coding region: 1-624 (207 amino acids)
Source: RefSeq, a predicted model, not a curated record
AUGGCCCGUAGAUGUGUCGAGGACGACGAUCUGAAGCUUCGUGGUGAACUGGAUAUAUGGAAACAGGAGUUCUACAUGGUAGAACAGAAGAAUCUCAUACUUCGAGAAGAAUUGGCAUUCAGGAAAGAGUCCGAGGAAGCCCUCCAACAGAGGAUCUGCGAUUUGGAAAAACGUCUGGCCAACGAGAAAGCGAGUAAUUUUAACGACCUACUGGAUACUGUCAAAAUCCAGGAAGAUAAGUUCACGAAGAAAGACUUAGUAGCAAAAAAUGAAAUAGAUCAGCUCAAAAGAGAGGUUGAGCUUUAUUUGAAUGAAAGGAAGAAACUCAAGCAGAGGGAACGCGAGCUUGUCGAGGAAAUCAAUAUUAAGACAGAGAACGAAGCUUCCCUCCAACGGACAAUCAAGUGUUUGGAGGGUGAUUUAACUACCCAUCGCGAAGCCCUGAAAAAACUGAAUGAAGACAAGCUGCUAUUAAUAUCAAGGCAAGAAAAUGAGAUUGACGAAUUGAUACAGAAAUUACAUCGUACUCUAACUCUGACGAAUUUGGAGAAGGAUCAAUUAAAGCAAGUGAAAGAGAGGAUUCAAGAAGAAAAAUGCAGCAGGAGAUGGAAAAUACACGACUGA